Messenger RNA from Alligator mississippiensis (American alligator), 1710 nucleotides. It is a transcript of the gene FOXE1, whose product is annotated as forkhead box E1. Lineage: Eukaryota; Metazoa; Chordata; Crocodylia; Alligatoridae. The transcript has a single exon. Gene Ontology annotation, molecular function: RNA polymerase II cis-regulatory region sequence-specific DNA binding; DNA-binding transcription factor activity, RNA polymerase II-specific. Bases 113 to 1057 code for a protein of 314 amino acids. The record is from RefSeq and is a predicted model, not a curated record. Gene Ontology annotation, biological process: cell differentiation; regulation of transcription by RNA polymerase II; anatomical structure morphogenesis.
UGCAGCGCCGGGGCCGCGGCAUAAAGGGAGCGCGGGGGCCCGGCCCGGCCCGGCCGUGGGGGCUGCUGCUGCCGCCCCGGCGCGCGGGUCCUGAGCGCCCGCCCGCCCGGCCAUGACCGCCGAGAGCCCCCCGCCGCCGCGCCGCGCCAGCCCCGCCGAGCCCGCGCCGCUGCCGGCCAAGGCGCAGCCGGGCCCCGCGGCCGGGGGGGAGGCGGAGGCGGAGGCGGCGGGGCGCGGCGGGCGGCGGCGCAAGCGGCCCGUGCAGCGGGGCAAGCCGCCCUACAGCUACAUCGCGCUCAUCGCCAUGGCCAUCGCGCACGCCCCGGAGCGGCGCCUCACGCUGGGCGGCAUCUACCGCUUCAUCACGGAGCGCUUCCCCUUCUACCGCGACGGGCCGCGCAAGUGGCAGAACAGCAUCCGCCACAACCUCACCCUCAACGACUGCUUCGUCAAGAUCCCCCGCGAGCCAGGCCGCCCGGGCAAGGGCAACUACUGGGCGCUGGACCCCCGCGCCCGGGACAUGUUCGAGAGCGGCAGCUUCCUGCGCCGGAGAAAGCGCUUCAAGCGCGGGGACCUGUCCACCUACCCCGCCGCGCCGCUGCCGGCCUACGGGCCCGCGCCGCCCGCCGGCUACCCCGCCUCGCCGCCCGCCCUCUUCGGCCUCAGCCCGCUGGCCCCGCAGCCCGCCCAGCCCCUCAGCCCCGAGCUGGCCCCUUCCCCUGCCAGCGCCUGCUCCUUUGGUGCGGCCGGGGCCUUCCCCACGCAGGCCUGCGCCCUGCCCCGGCCCCCCAGCACCGUGGCCUACAGCUACCUGGGCCCUGCUGCCCCCCUGCAAGUCAACCAGGGCUCCUACUCGCACAGCAGCGGGCAGCUCUUUGGGGCCCCGGCUGCCUCGCCCCCACUGAGCAAUGAUGCCGCGGACUUCUAUGGCAGGGGGUCACCCACCGCUUACCCCGCGCAUGGCUACGGUGCUGGCGGGCAGCUGGCCGGGCAUGGGGCCUACCUGCAUCACGGGUCCUACCCCAGCAGUGUGGAGAGGUUUGUUUCCGCCAUGUGAGGCCGGCAGGAAAGGCUCUAUCUCUCUUUUUAAGAUGGGGAGGACCCAGCCUUGAGCGUGGGGUAGGACUAGAUGGCCUCCUGAGGUCCCUUCCAGCUCGGUUUUUUUCUCACCAUUCUGCGGAGGACACUGUCUCCAGGCAGGAGCCUCGCACCCUUGCCUGAGUUGGGUAGGCUCUCUGUUCAUGGCGGGAGCAGGCUCCAACAGGUUCUUUUCCAGGGCCACCAGACUCCACCUGACAGCUGGUCGUGGAGACUCCUACGUACAACGCAGCGUGGAGGAAGUUGGGGAAACAAGACUGGACAAUGAUGGCCCCUGCCAUUAGCCAGACCAGGAGUUUGGUUAAUGCAAAGGACCUGUCCUGAGCUUGGCCGCCGCUGCUCUGUGGGGAGUCUUAGCUGGGGUGCUGCCAUACCCAGCAGCACAGUGCAGAGACUGCUAGGGAGAUAUUGACAACUAUGAAUGCACCAAGAGAUUUUCCUCCCCAGGUAUCCAGGAAGAGGCGAAUUGUGAACGCAUUCUAGCAAAUGCACAUUGAUUCAUUAGAUUGCAUUUUCUUUGGGUCCGAAAGCUAGCAGGCAGGGGAAUGCCUCUAUACAAUUCUCUUUCUACUGACUCUUGCAAUAUAACAGCAAUAAAUGGUUCUGUUACCA